Molecule: messenger RNA, 150 nt
Organism: Scutellospora calospora
Lineage: Eukaryota; Fungi; Glomeromycota; Glomeromycetes; Diversisporales; Gigasporaceae
Source: the annotation of a GenBank genome assembly
AUGUUUAGAGAUUAUGACUCAGAUGCAUUCAUAUCUACAAACUCUAUAGAAGAUGGUAUUGACUUAUUUAGUGAAGAAGAUUCAUUUUCUUUUCUAGAAGAACUUUUAGAAGAAGAUACAGAACGAGUUUUGAAGGAACCAGAUGAUUUA